AUGACAGCAACGAGAACCACACAUCUAUCUUUUCUUCUUCUUCUUCUUUUUCUUCUUCUGCUUCUUCUUCUUUUCCUUCUUCUUCUUUCUUCCUCUUCUUCUUUUUCAUUCUUCUUCUUCUUCUUCUUCUUUCUUCUUCUUCUUCUUUUUCCUUCUUCUUCUUCUUCUUCUUUCUUCUUCUUCUUUCUUCUUCUUUUUCCUUCUUCCUUCUUCUUCUUCUUCUUUUUCCUUCUUCUUCCUCUUUCUUCUUCUUUUUCCUUCUUCUUCUUCUUUUUCCUUCUCCUUUUUUUCCUUCUUCUUCUUCUUCUUCUUCUUCUUUUUCCUCCUUCUUCUUCUUUCUUCUUCUUUUUCCUUCUUCUUCCUUCUUCUUCUUCUUUUUCCUUCUUCUUCUUCUUUCUUCUUCUUUUUCCUUCUUCUUCUUCUUCUUUCUUCUUCUUCUUCUUCUUUCUUCUUCUUUUUCCUUCUUCUUCUUCUUCUUUCUUCUUUUUCCUUCUUCUUCUUCUUUUUCCUUCUUCUUCUUCUUUCUUCCUCUUCUUUUUCCUUCUUCUUCUUCUUCUUUCUUCUUCUUUUUCCUUCUUCUUCCUACUUCUUCUUCUUCUUUUUCCUUCUUCUUAUUCUUUCUUCUUCUUUUUCCUUCUUCUUCCUUCUUCUUCUUCUUUUUCCUUCUUCUUCUUUCUUCUUUUUCCUUCUUCUUCUUCUUCUUCAUCUUCUUUCUUCUUCUUCUUUUUCCUUCUUCUUCUUCUUUUCCUUCUUCUUCUUUCUCCUUCUUUCUUCUUAUUUUUCCUUCUUCUUCUUCUUUCUUUCUUCUUCUUCUUUUUUCUUGUUCUUGUUCUUCUUCUUUUUCCUUCUUCUUCUUCUUUCUUCUUCUUUUUCCUUCUUCUUCUUCUUCUUCUUCUUUCUUCUUUUUCCUACUUCUUCUUCUUCUUUCUUCUUCUUCUUCUUCUUUUUCCUUCUUCUUCUUUCUUCUUCUUCUUUCUUCUUCUUCUUUCUUCUUUUCCUUCUUCUUCUUCUUCUUUCUUCUUCUUCUUUUUCCUUCUUCUUUAUGCUAUCUCACUUUCCUUCUCUUUUAUUCUUUCUCUCGCUUCUUUUUUUUCCUCUCUACUCUCUUUCUCCUCCUAUCCACUUUUACUCACCUUUCUUCUCUUUCCUUCUCACUCUUUCGCUCUUCUUAUUUUCUUCUUCCUGUUCAUUCUUACUCUUUCAUCUAUUCUCCUUAUCUUUAUGACCCCCCCUCUCUCUCUCUCAUCUCUGUCUUUCUUUCUGUCUCUCUUUUUCGCUCACACGUUUAAUACUAACACCUAUAUGAAACUAAAUCUAUCAAUCUAUCUAUCUAUCUAUCUAUCUAUCUCAGUAUGUUCAAAUAUCUAUCUAUCUAUCUGUCUGUCUGACUGUCUAUCUAUCUCAAUAUGUUCAAAUAUCUAUCUAUCUAUCUAUCUAUCUAUCUAUCUAUCUCAGUCGGUUCAAAUAUCUAUCUAUCUAUCUCAGUAUGUUCAAAUGUCUGUCUGUCUAUCUAUCUAUCUAUCUAUCUAUCUAUCUAUCAUGUUCAUGUAUCAAAUAUCUAUCUAUCUAUCUAUCUAUCUCAGUAUGUUCAAAUAUCUAUCUAUCUAUCUAUCUAUCUCAGUAUGUUCAAAAUAUCUAUCUAUCUCAGUAUGUUCAAAUAUCUAUCUAUCUAUCUAUCUAUCUAUCUAUCUCAGUAUGUUCAAAUAUCUAUCUAUCUAUCUAUCUAUCUAUCAGUAUGUUCAAAUAUCUAUCUAUCUCAGUAUGUUCAAAUAUCUAUCUAUCUAUCUAUCUAUCUAUCUAUCUAUCUAUCUAUCUCAGUAUGUUCAAAUAUCUAUCUAUCUAAUCUAUCUAUCUAUCUAUCUAUCUAUCUAUCUAUCAAAUGAAUCAAUCGAUCAUUACAUAUCUAUGCCAAAUUCAUAUCUAUUCAUUCUAUUCAUAUUUAUGACCAUAUUUAUCUAUCUAUCUAUCUAUUCUAUAUCUAUCUAUCUAUCUAUCUAUCUAUCUAUCUAUCGUUAUUAUCAUCAUAUAAACCCGAAAACAAAUGGGCCGAUUCAUUUCAGAAAUUUUUUACAAGUAGAAAAAGAAAAAAAUAAUGCAUAA
Messenger RNA from Acanthosepion pharaonis, 2100 nucleotides. Lineage: Eukaryota; Metazoa; Mollusca; Cephalopoda; Sepiida; Sepiidae. The record is from the annotation of a GenBank genome assembly.